Molecule: messenger RNA, 1188 nt
Organism: Ambispora gerdemannii
Lineage: Eukaryota; Fungi; Glomeromycota; Glomeromycetes; Archaeosporales; Ambisporaceae
Source: the annotation of a GenBank genome assembly
AUGGAUUUUCCAACAACGGAAGUACUGUUCCCGUCGUCGCCAGCAUCACCGACUACUCCCACGACACCACAAUCCUCGUCGCAAUACUCGUCAAUGUUGCAGCCACCCUCACCAAAUCCUGUAAAGAUGAGCAGUAAUACGUUUGUUCACAAAUUGUACAACAUGGUAGUUGAUAAGCAAUAUCAACAUCUUAUUGCGUGGAAUUAUACCGGCACGUCGUUUAUUGUUUGUAAUAUCAUGGAAUUCUCUCGUGAUGUGCUGCCGAAACAUUUCAAACAUAAUAAUUUCUCGAGUUUUGUAAGGCAGUUGAAUAUGCAAGUAUUGUACGGCUUUCACAAAGUAAAUAAAUCCCCGCGGGGCCACCGCACACUGGCUGAAAACCAAAUUUGGGAAUUCUCCCAUCCAAAAUUUCUACGUGGCCGCCCGGACCUUCUGGACGACAUCAAACGUAAAGCGAUGGAAUCCGAAACACUACGUCGCGAGACGGGCGAUCUUCACGCACAUCUAGCAAUGAUGCAAGUAGCGCAGACGGAUUUGUUGCAACAGAUUAGUCAGCUGCAAGAGAAUUUCUCAGAAGUGAUGCGCGAGUUACGAGAGACAAAACACAAGCAAACGCAGCAGCAGCAGUGGAUAAAGAGUAUGUGGGAGAUGAUGCAGUCGCAAAAUUCGACGUCACAAAUUCCUUUUGACCUCAACCUUCCUGAUAAUUUUGAAAUAAAACCGGAACAACCAGAACGCCCACCCAUAUACAUAACAUCACCAGAAAACAGCAACAUAAAUUACCUAUUUAACCUCCAAUCACACAACCAAUCACGCUCCACGCCCACACUACAAAUCGAUACAAAUAUAUCACCCACCUCCACCUCACCUCAUCAUCAUCGACACAACAGCGUCUCAAGCACACACGGUCCUCAUCCGGGAGGUAGCACGAAUGGCGGCCAAAGCCCAACUCACCGUCUGAAUAUCACGCUUCCACCGAACCCGUACUUGGGCGGAAACAAUUCACUGAUAAAUCAGCAGCCACCAUUGUCACCGAACUCAUUAAGUUCUUAUAAUACUGCGGUAAAUACACCUUUACCCCCAAGUCCAUCGCCUGGAUCACCGUUAGGAAAUAUGAUUUCAGAUGAUGAUAUGGAUGGUAGUAUUUAUAGCCGAUCAGAGUAUGGUGAAGAUAUUUAUGAAAUGUAA